This is a messenger RNA of Lodderomyces oxycetoniae, 3027 nucleotides long. RefSeq lists its product as uncharacterized. The transcript has a single exon. NCBI's taxonomy places the organism in Eukaryota, Fungi, Ascomycota, Pichiomycetes, Serinales, Debaryomycetaceae. The record is from RefSeq and is a predicted model, not a curated record. Bases 1 to 3027 code for a protein of 1008 amino acids.
AUGAAUGGUCAGAACUUAGGAUACAAUGAGGCUGGUGAAGGAAAUAAAUUGCUAGAUAAGAGCACUAUGGAGCUCAGUCUGCCUUCUUCUGGCGAAGAACCAAUAGAUUACAAGAUAAGGCUAAAUGUUUCGUCGCCAAGACGGUUUGUUAAUCGUAAAAACUCAGUGAUUUUGGCCGACACCGGUGAGAGAGUGCAGCGAUCAAUUACGCUCUCACAAUCGCAAGAUUCUGAGCAGAUGCUUGACAUGGAACAGCAAUUUUUCAUGCCACCAAAUAGAUUCAACCGUUUCAUAUCGCCGUUCGUAGCCUUGUUUCAGAAUGAUACUUUUAAAAGUGUAACAAAGUGCACUAUUGCUUACUUUAUUGCAUCGCUCGGUGUCUUUUAUACUCCCUUUGAUGAGUUUCUCGGCUCGACCGACUCGAAACAUGUCAUUGCCACAGUCGCGGUAUAUUUCCAUCCAACAAGGACGAGGGGGUCCAUGAACCAAACUAUCAUCUUUGUUGUCAUAUCUUUAUUGUACAGUGUUGUAGUUUCCUUUGGCUGUCGGCUCAUAUCAUCAAGCUUUUUUACACACGGCCAAGACGAAACGAGCCACGCUAUUGAUCUUUUGGUUAGCUCAGUUGCAUUGGGAGUGGUUUCCUUUUGGAAGCAGAAGGUAAACAAACAAACAUUCAAUACUGCGUGUUCCUUGGCUUGUAUAUCUAUAGUUGCAUGUAUCGUUAAGGAAGGGAGUAAGAAUUCCGGUGAUAUCCCCUUAGAUAGGAUCGAAGCAACUUUCAAAGUGGUUGUCUCUGGCUGCUUUAUUUCAUUUGGUUGUUGUUAUUUGAUAUGGCCAACUAGUGCAACAAAAUUAUUGCAAGCUACAUUGAGUCAAUCGUGUCAAAAUUAUUCACCAGUGCUUCUCACAUUGACCAGACGCUUUAUUGCAGGUGAGCAAUUGAACAAAAAGGAUUUACAAUUGGUUGAUAACCUAAAGAAAAAUGUAAACUUGUUACUGCAGUAUCUCGAGGAAGCCAAGUAUGAGCUUAGGCUAGUAGGAAAAGAAGAGGAAUGGCAGUAUUACAAGUCAUUGGUUUCUACUACAGUUUCUCUAGCGAGACAUUUACAAGCCUUGAGUUCAGCCACAAGAAUGCAAUGGAGUUUACUCAACAGCGGAUUGUCUGAUAAUGAUAAUAAUAACAAUACCAGUGGAACAAGCACGCUACAAAGUUACAGUAUUGACGAGUUAGGUGGUUCACAAUUGUUGGAAGAAAUCAAUGACUUUAGGCCACGAGCACUUGCAGAAGAAGAGGUUGAUGUAGCAACGUCUCUCCAACUUUUUGAUUUAUUUGUUUAUCAUUUGUCACCUUCCAUCAAGUCCCUAGUUUUCACAAUCAAAGAUGUGUUGGUGCGUGCUCCAUUCAAUGAGAAUGGCCACAGGGAGCCCGACACACAAACAUUAAAGAGCGCGCUUGAGAGGGCUAUUGCUAUGUAUGAAAAAAGACAAGAGUUGUCAUUUGAGCACAUUUAUAAUCAAGAGUCAUUUAACCAAAAUCUGGAUAUCCAAUUUAAAACAGACCAAGAAAAAGUUGCUGCAUGUUGUGGAAAUUUUGCCACGUUACUAAGCCAAUUUGCAACUGAGUUACUCAAGUGCGUUGAGAUAUUUGAGAGAUACGAACACGCAAAGGGGAAACCAAGGUCAUGGCCGUGGUUGCGAAGGGCACAGUACAAUCUGCUCACCAAUAGUUACACCCAAGAUACGAGUCUUCAUGCAGCAUUGGAUGACUUGAAAGAGCAGUACGGAUUGCCAAUGGAAAAGCCAGUUUUUAGUUCGAUAUGGGAAGAAAUUUCUUACAAAAUUUGGCAAAGCAUCAAAUAUUUCAAAAGAACUGAUGUUCAGUUUGGAAUCAGAGUCGGCUUAGGAGCUGCUGCUUUGUCAGUGUUUGCCUUUGUCCCCGAAACUCGAAUGUUUUUUGAAAAUUGGAGACUAGAAUGGGCUCUAACUGUGUAUUGCAUAAUGAUGAACAAAUCAUUAGGCGGUACCACAAUGACUGUUAAAUGGAGAAUAUUGGGUACCUUUUUAGGAGCCUUUGUGGCAUUUUCAGUAUGGAAUAUAUUUAAUGCAAAUGUGUACUGUUUGGCAUUGGCAGGGAUUGUUGUAUCUGUACCGUCAUUUUAUAUAAUCUUGUUUUGGAAACAAAAUAAUGCAUUUGGUCGGUUUAUUUUGUUAACCUAUAAUUUGAGUAUGCUUUAUUCCUAUAGUAUGAUUCAAAAAGAUUCCGAAGAUGAUAUGGAAGGUGGAGAGAAUCCUAUUAUUGGUGAAAUAGCAUUUCACAGGUUUGCAGCAGUUUCGAUUGGAAUAAUCUGGGCAUUAACUAUGGCCACAUGCUUUUUGCCAAAUAGUGCUCGUGUUAGAUUAAAAAAUGGGUUAUCUGUAUUGUGGUUGAGACUAGGAGUCAUUUGGAAUAGUGACCCACUAGAAUACAAUCCAAGUUCCAUGACUUUAGUAGGAUUCAAAGCCGAGGAAGGUACCAAUAAAAUACUUUCAGAGUGCGAAACGCUAUUGAAGCAAGCGCCAGUAGAAUACAGGUUCAAGGGAAAAUUUCAAACACAAAUAUACUCCAAACUACUCAAGGAAACGUCGGCCAUUAUUGAUGCUUUUCAGAAUUUAGAUUUAUUGAUAAAAGUUGAUCCAACUCUCACACCCAACGAGGAGUAUGUUUUGAAAUAUAUUGAAAUUGAAAGGAGCGAAGUUGAGCAAAGAAUAUUUUUGGUGUUCUACAUGAUAGCUAGUGCAAUGAAGCUAGGCUUUUCGUUGCCAAAGAAAUUCGCCUCAAUAGAGCAUGCCAAGGACAGAAUGCUAUAUAAAUUGAGUGAAAUUCGACAGCAACAGGAGGGAGGGUUACAUUUAAAAAAUAGCGACUUCAUUUUGCUUUAUUCUUACCUUUUGGUUGCUUCUGAUGUUUCGACUUCAUUAGACAACAUUUUAGUUCAGAUUAAAGAGUUGCUUGGAGAGAUUUCGGAGGAUAAGUUUCGACUAGUUUGA